Triticum turgidum subsp. durum (durum wheat) is the source of this 747-nucleotide messenger RNA. The record is from the annotation of a GenBank genome assembly. Lineage: Eukaryota; Viridiplantae; Streptophyta; Magnoliopsida; Poales; Poaceae.
AUGGUUCGGGAGGAGGAUCUUGAUCUGGUGCUGGUGCCCCUGGGGCUGGCGGUGCUGGCCGGCUACCACCUGUGGCUCCUCCACGCCAUCCUGCGCCACCCGACCCGCACCGUCGUCGGCCUCAACGCCCUCGCCCGGAAGCGCUGGAUCGCCGUCAUGAUGGCCAACACGGAGAAGAACGGGGUGCUGGCCGUGCAGACGCUGCGGAACAACAUCAUGGCGUCCACGGUGCUGGCCACGACGGCCAUCACGCUCGUCUCCGUCAUCAGCGUCUUCAUCGGCGCCACGGCGGGCCGCUCCCCGGCGGCGCCCUCGUCGUCGCCGCUGCUGGUGUACGGGAGCAAGACGGGGCAGGUGUUCGCGGUCAAGUACCUGGCCAUCUCGCUCUGCUUCAUGCUCGCCUUCGUGUGCAACGUGCAGGCCAUCCGGCUGUACGCGCACGCCAGCUUCCUGCUGGGCCUGCCGCCCGGGGGAGGCGAGGACGGCGGCGGCGCGGCCGAGCAGUUCAGGGCGUACGUGGCGCGCACGGUGAACCGCGGCAGCCACGCCUGGUCGCUCGGCCUCCGCGCCUUCUACGUCUCGCUCGCGCUCUUCAUGUGGACCUUCGGCCCCAUCCCGAUGCUCGCCUGCAGCGUCCUCAUGUGCGCGCUGCUCUACUUCCUCGACACCUCCGCGGACUAUGCCAAGGGGAUACAGCACAUGCACGGCGAAGGUGGAGGGGGCACACGCAAAGACGGCGCCGUGUGA